This is a messenger RNA of Colletotrichum orchidophilum, 336 nucleotides long. RefSeq lists its product as uncharacterized. Lineage: Eukaryota; Fungi; Ascomycota; Sordariomycetes; Glomerellales; Glomerellaceae. The record is from RefSeq and is a predicted model, not a curated record. Bases 1 to 336 code for a protein of 111 amino acids. The transcript has a single exon.
AUGAAGUCUACUACCAUCAUCUUCGCCAUCCUCUCCAGACUUUCCAUCGUAAAGGCAGGAGAACCCGGAGGCCCCAAGGAUCCGGAUAGUCUCUCACGAGGCCCGGUCCCACUUCAUGAGCUCCCCGAAUGCUGGCAGGGCUGUCUCCAAAGCGAGAAUCACUGGUAUCCGCCAAACAUCAACAAGGUCAACGUCUACGACUUCUGCAUGGACACCGGCCUGCACCUCCGCUUCUGGUCUCAGCACUCACUUGCAACAUGCACAGCCGGCGCUUGCAGUAAAGAGGAGGCCUAUAAAGCCCAGGAUUGGUACUUUGACAUCUGCCACUUGAACUAG